AUGCAUGCUUAUUCUUUAGUAUAUUAUUAUGUAAUUAGGAAUUACUUAAAGAUCAUUUAUAGAAUGGAGUAAGAGCUCUUGAUAUUGGUUCUGGUAGUGGAUAUUUAUGUGCUGCAAUGUUUCUGAUGAUGAAAUAAUAAUAAUCAAAAGUAAUUUGAGUGGAACAUGUUCCAGAAUUGGUUGAAAAAUAUAUAAAAAAUUUAAGUUUGUAAUAAUAUAAAUAAUUUAGAUAGGUCUUACAAUAAACAGUUAAAAGAUAAGCAAAUAUAAAUUAUUAAAGAAGAUGGACGUUUAGGGUUUGAGUAAGAAGGUCCAUAUUAAGCCAUUCAUGUUGGUGCUGCAGCUGAAAUAAUACCAUAAAAACUAUUAGAAUAAUUGGACAAAGGAGGUCGCAUGGUAAUACCUGUUGGUAAAGGAAACUAAGUUUUUUAAGUAAUUGAUAAGGAUUAAAAUGGGAAAAUCAAUAUCUAAAAUGUUCUGGGAGUUAGAUAUGUUCCUCUGACUGAUUUAAAUAAGCAACUGUAUAAUUGA
Messenger RNA from Paramecium pentaurelia, 531 nucleotides. Lineage: Eukaryota; Ciliophora; Oligohymenophorea; Peniculida; Parameciidae. The record is from the annotation of a GenBank genome assembly.